AUGAGCACGGCCGGCCUGAGGGCGGCUUCCCCUGCGUGGCGACAGGCCCAGCCUGUGUCUGGAGCCAUGGCACUGCGAGGGGGAUUGCCGAAAUGGAGGAGGCGUUCAACACACAUUCCCGGUUCUGAUUUCACAAAGUUUUCUUGUUUCAACUCUCCCCUGUGCCACCACGGGGCUAGUACACCCGGUUUUCACCCCGAGCGUCCUUUCCAUUUCGUUCGUCCGUCCUUUCCUGCUGUACCCGUGUCACCUCGUCCCGCCUCUGUUUCAUCGUUUUCGUACUCGACUGCACACUCUCCGACAUCGGCCGGAUCUGGUGUCUCUACACCUUCGCCAUCUGCGGCUGCUCCUGUAUCCGCUCCUCCUGCCGCGCUCCGUUUUUCUCUUCGCUGGCUUUGGCGCCUUGUCCCCCUUGCCUUCCCGAUUGUCGGUUACGGGUAUUACUGGGAGCAACGUAGACGGCGUAUGUACACUGAAGUUCUUCCUGCGCUCCAGUCGCGAUUUCAAGGUGACACGCCGUUUUACGGCAAGCUUUGGGGCAGCACAACAGACUACUUCUUGGAAACGAGCUUCGCAGAUGGCGACUUGGUUUUCUUUGCGCGCGAUCCUCACAGUUUGUCUUUUUCUCGCGCUGUGGCGCGUGCCGUGUCGAGGUUUCUCCUCCUCAUCCUUCCCGCAGGCGGGUCCAGCGAGCGGACGCAACGAAUUGGGACAGGAGGAGGAAUGUUUGUCGAUGACAUCGGCGUCGUGUAUGUGGAAAAUGGUCAGCGAUACGUAGUCAGUUUGUCGACAGAAACGAAGGGAUUAGAGAAGACAAAAUAUGCUAAAAAAAUUGCAGAGAGCUUCCCAGAGACCAUUUUAGUUAGGCGCCUGAGGUGUUCCCCUGAUGUUAGAGAAAAACUCCACCACGCCCUAAAGGAAGCGCUUCGACAAUCAGACGGAGGGCCAUCCGGUGAAAAAGAGGUCCCCGAUUCCGUAUCUACGUCGCCAUCCCGUUUGCCGGCACGGCCUUUGAAUUUCCGCACCUCCCGGGUAUCAGUUUGGAGUUCCUUUUGGACUGAAAUGAAACGACGACGCGCAGCCAGUGGGGACGCGUUUCGUUUGCUGACGGCGCAGGCCUUCUGGACAGCCAAACGACGGACUGCGGUCUUGCUGGAGAGGCGCCUCGAAGAUUUGAUCCUCGAUGUCGAAAGCGUGGUUCCCGCAAAUGUGAUGGACCAAGCCAGGCAAAAGACACUCACAUUGCUUUCAGAGCAAGAGGGGAAUGAGAAGGAAGGGGGCCAGACGUCGGAAAGAUCGGCGAGCGGGACUUCAGAUAGAGCGGACGCUGCAAAUGAUGGUGCGUCGGGACCGGGAAGCCGAGAAGCGAACCAGAAAGAACGGGAAAAAACAGCUGGCGAAACCCCUGGGAAGCCAAGGGGAGCGGUGGACGUUGUCGCAGAUCUCCUGGCUUUAAGUGCUUUUGCCCAGCAAGCUGUGAAGAGAAUAGACAAUGUUUUUCAAGACACCGAUUCGCCCCGACCGCCCGCACCCGCUCCGAGGAAUGGCCGCUCGCGACUGCCGAUCGCUGCAUUCCCUGUUGCCAUUUACCAAGCUGCACAGCUGUUGCCGCCGACACCUGCUUGCCGAGCGUGGACACCUGAGGACCUCUUGGUGAUAGACACACUCUUUCAGCCGCGCGACUUACCUCCAGCGCACGUCGCCGCGAAGGAGAACAAGAACCGUGGGGCGAUUGACAGCGGAGGCAAAGAAGCAACAGACGUGAAGCCCCGCCGGGCUGAUUUAGCGCGGAAGGCAGCAGUAGAAUUGGCGUCUCUGUCGCCGCAGCUUGCACCGAUUUUGUAUGUGAGAGAGGAAAAGGGUGAGAGGGACUGCGUGGCCAGGAAAAACAUGCCUGGUUUGAUGAGCCAGAGAGAGCGAAGCGGCCGUAACGCAGCCGCCAGCGGAGCCUCGGAGUCAGGGACAAAGGCGUAG
Neospora caninum is the source of this 1974-nucleotide messenger RNA. RefSeq lists its product as hypothetical. Bases 1 to 1974 code for a protein of 657 amino acids. The record is from RefSeq and is a predicted model, not a curated record. The transcript has a single exon. Lineage: Eukaryota; Apicomplexa; Conoidasida; Eucoccidiorida; Sarcocystidae.